Messenger RNA from Lasiodiplodia theobromae, 567 nucleotides. Its product is annotated as Thioredoxin. The record is from RefSeq and is a predicted model, not a curated record. The transcript has 2 exons. The coding region runs from base 1 to 567 and encodes 188 amino acids. Lineage: Eukaryota; Fungi; Ascomycota; Dothideomycetes; Botryosphaeriales; Botryosphaeriaceae.
AUGGGUUUCUCACGCCCCCUCGCCCGCUCCUCGCGCAUUGUCAUCCGAAUCGCAACUGGCACCACGCCGCGCGCCCGGCACUUCUCCAACACUGCUCCCGCCUUCAGCUCCGCACCGAGCAAAAACCGCAUAUACACAUCGAUCCGCACCCCCGACGAACUCUCCAACCUUCUGCUCAUCUCCGCCUCCACAAGACGACCGCUCAUAACCCUCUGGACGGCAUCUUGGUGCGCUUCCUGCAAGGCCGUCGCGCCGCUGAUCCACAACGUCGUGAGCUCCGGUGCGGGCGAGAGCGCCGGCGGCGUGGGCUACGCCGAGGUGCAGGUGGAUGCGGCGACGAUUGGCGACCUGCCGCUGACGUACCGCAUCACGUCAAUGCCCACGCUGAUGGCCUUCGACCGUGGCGAGGCUCAAUUCGAGACGCGUCUGACGACCGUCGACCGCAUGAAGGACGCCGCCUUCCUGCGCGAGUGGAUCGAGACCGAGGCCGCGAGGAGGGGCGAGGGCGGCGCAGGCGGCGCGUUCGGUGGAGGCGGCAAGAGCUUGUUGGGCAAAUGGUUCGGGUGA